Molecule: messenger RNA, 2881 nt
Organism: Heteronotia binoei (common prickly gecko)
Lineage: Eukaryota; Metazoa; Chordata; Lepidosauria; Squamata; Gekkonidae
Gene: SV2A
Product: synaptic vesicle glycoprotein 2A
Exons: 12
Coding region: 77-2266 (729 amino acids)
Biological process (GO): transmembrane transport; chemical synaptic transmission
Cellular component (GO): membrane
Molecular function (GO): transmembrane transporter activity
Source: RefSeq, a predicted model, not a curated record
AGCCACCAAUCCUGCACAUUCUCUGUCUUUUUUAAAUCUCAAGAUCUGAAAGGGGUCUGCGUGCGAGUCAAGAGCCAUGGAUGAAGGCUUCAGAGACCGGACGGCCUUCAUCCGUGGGGCCAAAGACAUCGCCAAAGAAGUAAAGAAGCAUGCGACCAAGAAGGUGGGCAAAGGGGUGGACCGGGUGCAGGACGAGUACACCAAGCGCUCGUACACACGCUUCGAGGAAGACGACGACGACGACUACCAGCCCCAAGACGGCUACUACCGAGGGGAGCCGUCGGUCGAUGACGAAGGGGCCUCCAGCGACGCCACGGAAGGCCACGAUGAAGACGACGAGAUCUACGAGGGCGAGUACCAAGGCAUCCCCCGCAACGACUCCCUCAAAGGCGGGGACCACUUGACGGCCAACCAACAGGUGGUGAGUGAGUUCAGGGACUUUGACGACCUGGAAGGGGACAAGAAGAAGGAGAAGGAGGAGUUGUCCCAGCAGUACGAGCUGAUUCUGCAGGAGUGCGGACACGGGCGCUUCCAGUGGACCCUGUACUUUGUGCUUGGACUUGCCCUCAUGGCCGACGGGGUAGAGAUCUUUGUGGUGGGCUUUGUCCUCCCCAGCGCCGAGAAGGAUAUGUGCUUGUCAGACUCCAACAAGGGCAUGCUGGGUUUGAUAGUCUACCUGGGGAUGAUGGUCGGAGCAUUCCUGUGGGGCGGCCUGGCGGAUCGCCUGGGGCGCAGACAGUGCCUCCUGAUGUCCCUUUCCGUCAACAGCGUCUUCGCCUUCUUCUCGUCCUUUGUCCAGGGCUACGGCACGUUCCUCUUCUGCCGGCUGCUCUCUGGCGUGGGCAUCGGGGGCUCCAUCCCCAUCGUCUUCUCCUACUACUCCGAAUUCCUGGCCCAGGAGAAGCGAGGGGAGCAUCUCAGCUGGCUGUGCAUGUUCUGGAUGAUCGGGGGCAUCUACGCCUCUGCCAUGGCCUGGGCCAUCAUCCCCCAUUACGGGUGGAGCUUUCAAAUGGGCUCUGCGUACCAGUUCCACAGUUGGCGGGUUUUCGUCCUGGUCUGUGCCUUCCCUUCCGUCUUUGCCAUCGGGGCCCUCACCACCAUGCCGGAGAGCCCCCGCUUCUUCUUGGAGAACGGGAAGCAUGAUGAAGCUUGGAUGGUUCUGAAGCAGGUUCAUGACACCAACAUGCGAGCCAAGGGGCACCCUGAACGGGUCUUCUCGGUGACUCAUAUCAAGACUAUCAAACAGGAGGAUGAACUAGUGGAGAUCCAGUCUGACACAGGGACUUGGUACCGACGCUGGAUGGUCCGUUGUCUGAACCUUUCGCAGCAGGUCUGGGCCAAUUUCCACCAGUGCUUCGCUCCUGAGUACCGCCGGGUGACCCUCAUGAUGAUGGCCGUCUGGUUCACCAUGUCCUUCAGUUACUACGGCUUGACCGUCUGGUUCCCAGACAUGAUCAAGCACUUGCAGAAUCUGGAGUAUGCCUCCCGCACCAAGGUCAUCGACCGGGAGCAAGUGCACCACUUCACUUUCAACUUCACCCUGGAGAACCAGAUCCACAGCCGCGGGGAAUACUUCAACGACAAGUUCAUAGGCCUCAAGAUGAAGUCGGUCUCCUUUGUGGACACCUUGUUCGAGGAGUGCUACUUUGAAGACAUCACGUCCAGCAAUACCUUCUUCAAGAACUGCACCUUCAUCUCCACCAUCUUUUUCAACACAGACCUCUUUGAGUACAAGUUCAUCAACUGCCGGAUCGUCAACAGCACCUUCCUGCACAACAAAGAGGGCUGCCAGCUGGACUUCAGCGACGACAACAGCGCCUACAUGAUCUAUUUUGUCAGCUUCUUGGGCACGCUGGCGGUGCUGCCAGGGAACAUCGUCUCGGCCCUCCUGAUGGACAAGAUCGGGCGCCUCCGGAUGCUGGCCGGGUCGAGCGUGAUGUCCUGCGUGAGCUGCUUCUUCUUGUCCUUCGGGAACAGCGAGUCCGCCAUGAUCGCCCUCCUCUGCCUCUUUGGGGGGGUCAGCAUCGCUUCCUGGAACGCCCUGGACGUCCUCACGGUGGAGCUGUACCCCUCUGAUAAAAGGACCACCGCCUUCGGCUUCCUCAACGCCUUGUGCAAACUGGCCGCUGUCUUGGGCAUUAGCAUCUUCACCUCCUUCGUUGGCGUCACCAAAGCGGUGCCCAUCCUGUUGGCAUCGGCGGCGCUCGCCCUGGGCAGCUCGCUGGCCCUCAAGCUGCCAGAGACACGGGGCCAAGUUCUACAGUGAGGAAGAGAGAGAGAAGAGAGAGUGCAAGCCGUGUCCCCUCCCAACCCUCCCUGACCCUGCCCCGCCCCAUUCGGGGGAGAUCUAGAGUCAUAGACACCGUGACCGUCUCGUUUGUGUCAUCUCGACGACCAAGUCAUCUUUUGUUGGGUUUUUCGUUCGCCCGCUCCCCAAAUCUCCCCCAUGUCUCUCUCUCUUUCCCCUCCCUUGGCUUUGGUGUAGCUGUAAAUCCACUCCCAGGUAUGUGUGUGUGUGUGUGUGUAAGUGGGACAGGGCGGGGGUGUCUCCCUCUUUAUGACAUAGGAAUGCAGAGGGGUGAGAAGGGAGCUCUCCCCACCUUUCAGGGAAUGGUUCCAGUUCUGCCCCAGGGGUCCAAACGUCCAGUAGAGGGAAAUGUGACACAUUGGACACCACGGGUGUGAAUGGCUCACAGAUCUGGGAUGCAUCACGUGCUCCAAAUAGAUCCUAUUUUUUUUGUUUAAGUUUCCAGAAGGCACGCUCUGUGUGUGUGCGCGUGCGUUGGUGUGUGUGUGUGAGUGUGUAUAUAUGAAUUGAUGCACUGGUUUCUUGACCCACCCCCCACUGUAUGUACCCCAAAUACACACCUCAGCUAGCGUC